Molecule: messenger RNA, 1650 nt
Organism: Photinus pyralis (common eastern firefly)
Lineage: Eukaryota; Metazoa; Arthropoda; Insecta; Coleoptera; Lampyridae
Product: luciferin 4-monooxygenase-like
Exons: 5
Coding region: 40-1650 (536 amino acids)
Biological process (GO): long-chain fatty acid metabolic process; fatty-acyl-CoA biosynthetic process
Molecular function (GO): long-chain fatty acid-CoA ligase activity
Source: RefSeq, a predicted model, not a curated record
CGCACGUAUAGAUACUGAGUGAUUAAGUAAUUUCAUACAAUGGAGAUUAUUUUAAAAGGGAAACACAACGACAACAUAAUAUACACACCGAAUCCUAUUGAAACACCUGACACAAGGGGUGUGGGAUACGAAUACUUUAAGGCUAUGGAGAGGUAUCGGGAAAUAAUUGCCCAGGUUGAUGGACAUACAAAUAAGGAAGAAACUUACGAAAAUUUCCUGAAACGCUGUGUUAGAACAGCAAUCGCGAUGAAAAAUAGGGGAAUUAAACCUGGAGAUUUUGUGUCCAUGUGUACAGUGAACGAUAUGGAUGCUGGCGUAGUAUAUAUUGCUGCGAUAUUUAUUGGUGCGAUAACGGCUAACGUUGACCCAUCCAUGUCAGCGGAAGAAAUCGUUUUUUUCUUAAGGCAAGUUUUGCCAAAGAUGGUUUUCGCCAGACAGCAAAGCGAAGGCUUAAUGGAAGAAGUUGUGCGCGAGCUUGGUGGGCAGUUACCACUGGUGGUGUUUGGUGGAACGAAGAAGCACAUCCCAUUUACGGAGUUUUUACAACGGUACGACAAUGAGAACGUUUUCAGGGUGUACGAAGCUAACAGUUUGGAGGAAACUGUUUUCGUUUCGUUUAGCAGCGGUACAACAAGCAGGCCUAAAGGUAUUUGUCACACCCAUUCCUCCAUGAGAGUUAGAUACCAUAACAAUGGGGAAUCCAAAACGUAUGCCGUGUUCAAUCCGCCAUGGCGAUCUCUAUUCAACAGAUGGAUGCACGAAACCAUACUCAACGGCUUUAAGAGAAUCGUAUUUUAUAGAUUCAAUAUCGGAGAGCUUUGGAAAAUUUCAAAUUAUAAAGUAGACUUCAUGUUAAUUUCGCCGGUAUCUAGUGAGGAGUUUUUUAAGUACCAGAAACCUCAGCAUUUCGACUUGGAAAAUUUAAAACGGUUGUUGAUUGGCGGAAACUAUACAUCCAAAGAUUAUUUACUAAAGCUCCAGAAAAUGUUUUCUAAAACGAUUGUUUGUCCGAGCUACGGCCAAAGUGAAAUAUUUAGUACUGUUGCAGCAUUUCCGGAAGACCAACGGAGCGACAAGCUUCGUCGAGAGUUUCCGACGUCAAUUGGCCUCGCUAAAGAUGGAAUUUCUUAUAAAGUGGUGGAUACGGAAACGGAAGAAAUAUUAGGGCCAAAUCAUCACGGUGAACUCAGAUUGAAAACUAAAUACCUAAUGAAGGGCUACCUAAAUUACGAAUCACCGGACCUCUUUGAUUCUGACGGUUGGUACAGAACUGGCGAUUUAGCUUACUACAACGAGCAGAGAUGUUUCUUUAUUAUCGGUAGGGUAAAAGAUACAUUUAAAUUCGGCAACCUUCACAUUUACCCCAGAGAAAUAGAGGAAGUUCUUUUAAGCCAUCGUUCCAUUCAAAACGCGGCAGUUCUUGGUUUGAAAGAUGAAAUAUUCGGAUACCUUCCCACAGCCGUGGUUCAGUUGAACGAUAAGGAGCAUAGUGUAAAACCUGAAGAAAUUAUCAACUACGUAAACACGAGGGUUGAGGAUAAAAAUCGUUUAAGAGGUGGCGUGAAAUUCGUCAAAGAAUUUCCAUGGACACAUACACUAAAGAUACAAAAAUCUAAACUGAGGGAAUGGAUUGAAAGCGGUGUCAUUUAG